AUGUGGAAAAUAGCGUGUGUCCUAAUCGGAAUAUCCGUUUCGCAGGCAGAGUCCAGCUCUGUGACAGUAACUCGCAUUCAUUGCGAGAAGAACCCCAAGUUCUUUACCACGCUGAACGUGACGUCUGUGAAUAGUACGUUCUAUGCGGAUGUUUAUAUGCCGCAGGACCUCAAGGCGGGCUUCCGAGGACACGUCGAUGUGCAACUGCGUCUCAGCAAUGCCAAAAAGUUCCAGAGUCUGGUCCAAGCCGACAACGACUACUGCGAGCUCCUCUCGACCUUCAAGGACUCGCUCUUUCGGCGCUGGAUCAAGAGCGUUUUCAAAAACAGCAACUUAAUGGAGAACUGCCCUGUUCCCGCGGGGCACUACUUCGUAAAUGGCUGGCACGUGGACAUGGGCCUGGUACCCUCCUACCUACUGAGCGGGGACUACCUGGUAAAUGCCCUGUUUUACUACGGGAAGUAUCGCACCAAGAAGCAGACGUUCCUUCUUCGGUGCACGGUGGGGGCAACUAUGCAUAACAAAUAG
This is a messenger RNA of Drosophila erecta, 528 nucleotides long. RefSeq lists its product as uncharacterized. The transcript is spliced from 2 exons. The record is from RefSeq and is a predicted model, not a curated record. The coding region runs from base 1 to 528 and encodes 175 amino acids. NCBI's taxonomy places the organism in Eukaryota, Metazoa, Arthropoda, Insecta, Diptera, Drosophilidae.